Messenger RNA from Neltuma alba, 1354 nucleotides. RefSeq names its product palmitoyl-protein thioesterase 1. Gene Ontology annotation, molecular function: thiolester hydrolase activity. Bases 75 to 1019 code for a protein of 314 amino acids. Lineage: Eukaryota; Viridiplantae; Streptophyta; Magnoliopsida; Fabales; Fabaceae. The transcript has 12 exons. The record is from RefSeq and is a predicted model, not a curated record. Gene Ontology annotation, cellular component: intracellular membrane-bounded organelle.
AAUUUCGCGAGGGCCCAAAUUGUUCUGGAAGACUGGAAGUUGGAUUGGAGAAGACACUCACCAGCUUCCUACUGAUGGGGAUGGCUCCUCCAUCAUCAUCCUUCUUCUUCAUCCUCACGCUGGUCUUCAUCUCUGUUCCACUAACCAAUUCGAUACCCUUUAUUGUUCUUCAUGGUAUUGGAGAUCAGUGCUCCAACCAUGGGGUGGCACAAUUUACUGAACUACUGUCCAAAUACUCUGGUGCUAAAGGAUAUUGCUUAGAGGUUGGUGAUGGAACAUGGGAUUCUUGGUUUAUGCCUCUGCAGGAGCAGACUGAUAUUGUUUGCAAAAAGGUGAAGGAAAAGAAAGAAUUGAGUGAAGGAUACAACAUUGUUGGGCUCUCUCAGGGUAACUUAAUUGGCCGAGGUGUUGUGGAGUUUUGUGAAGAAGCACCCCCUGUUAAAAACUUUAUAUCCUUAGGAGGCCCUCAUGCUGGUACUGCCUCAGUUCCUCUAUGUGGUUCAGGCAUCUUUUGCAUCCUUGCAGACGCACUCAUCAAGGCAGAGAUUUACAGUGAUUACAUUCAAGAACACUUGGCUCCUAGUGGUUAUCUCAAAUUACCAAAUGCUAUCCCCAAGUAUUUAGAGAAAUGUAGGUUUCUUCCUGUGCUGAAUAAUGAACUUCCAGAUGAGAGAAAUGCCACUUACAAGGAGAGAUUCAGUAGCUUGCAGAAUCUAGUGCUUAUAAUGUUUGAGCAUGACACCGUUUUGAUACCUAAGGAAACUGCCUGGUUUGGAUAUUACCCAGAUGGGUCCUUCAAUCCGGUCCUACCUCCCCAAAAGACAAAACUCUACAUUGAGGAUUGGAUUGGUUUAAGAAAGUUGGAUGAAGAAGGGAAGGUUCAAUUCGUUGGUGUGAAGGGAGGUCAUUUAGGAAUCUCCAGAGGGGAUAUGAAGAAAUAUGUGGCGCCAUAUCUGAAGGAACAGACGUCUUCAAGGAUGAGAGUUAGGCCUCAUUUGAGGUUGAGGAAGGAGCCAUGAUGAGCCACCCCAUUACCACUCCAUUGACGGCUGUGAGUUACAGUGAAAAGCAAUAUGCAGAGGGGAAGUAUUUUAAUCGUCAUAUUGAAACUGUGUUGAAAUUAAUAGCCCGUGAAUGUAUCAAACAAAGUCUAUUGAAGAAAACUGUGCAAAGUCAUUUGUGAUGAUGGAGAUUCUGUCUGAAACGGAGGGAAAUAAUCAGGGCAUUUCUCUCCCCACACACACACAAGCAAACUAAUGAUCUGACCAUCAGAAUAAAUGAAAAGUUUGGUCAAAAUUAACGAAAUGAAAUCAGUAAAGAAACAGUUGAAACCAAGAACCUGUUUGAAAAAUUA